Ambispora leptoticha is the source of this 606-nucleotide messenger RNA. The record is from the annotation of a GenBank genome assembly. NCBI's taxonomy places the organism in Eukaryota, Fungi, Glomeromycota, Glomeromycetes, Archaeosporales, Ambisporaceae.
AUGACUCAAAUAGCGAAUAACAAUAAAUCUACACUUGAUAGCAUCUUGGUUGAAAACAUCUCCCAGUAUGAAAAAUUACGGCCGCCCUAUCCCAUUACUAUUACCGUUGAUGAUUUGGUUAGAAAAAAUUAUAAAAAUCGUCAAGCGUUAAAAACUGUAAAUUCGUUUUUCAUUUAUCGUAAGGCUAUGGUGAAGCAGAAUGAAAUAGAAACAAAUAAAUGUGAUAUGCCAAAAUUAUCCAAGAUUGCUUCUAUAUUUUGGAAAAAAGAACCAGAUCAUGUCAAGGAUGAGUACAAACGACUAGCCAAAGAUGCUCAAAAUCUUUUCGCAAAGCAAAUAAACUUACAAUCUGAAAGAAGGCCUUCUAUCUCAACGAUAAAUCCAAAUAACAAUAAAAGAAUACCAGUAGAUGCGCGUCAGUCUUUUCGUCAAACCAUAAGAUAUGAUACAAUUCAAAAUAAUCUUAUUCGCAAUCCAAACAUUAAUAACGAUAAUAACAAUCAGCUUACAUUCGAACAAUUCUUUGCUAAUCGUGUUGACCAAAUAUUGCAUGACAAAAUUGAACAGUUCAUGCUUAAUUUUGUCUCACAACAUAAAUUACCAUAA